GGGGUCAUCGCUGACCAGCCCCAGCCCCCGGACCCCGGGAGUCUGACGAAGCUGCAGGGCGAGGGCCGAAGCCAGGAGCAGCGGGAGGCACCAUGUUCCGCAAGAAGAAGAAGAAACGUCCGGAGAUCUCAGCCCCGCAGAACUUCCAGCACCGCGUCCACACCUCGUUUGACCCGAAGGAGGGCAGGUUCGUGGGGCUCCCGCCGCAGUGGGAGAACAUUCUGGACACGCUGCGGCGGCCCAAGCCCGUGGUCGACCCGUCGCGCAUUACCCGCCUGCAGCUCCAGCCCAUGAAGACAGUGGUGCGGGGCAGCACGGUUGAGUUGGAGAGCUACGUCUCAGGGCUGCUCAGCGACCUCCAGAAGCUGUCGGUCAUCAGCUCCAACACCCUGCGAGGCCGGAGCCCCCCGAGCCGGCGGCGGGCCCAGUCUCUGGGGCUCUUGGAGGACGAGCGGAGCCCGGACCCGCCUUCGCCGUGCAGCCCCCGGCCCGACGGCCCCCUCGGGCCCUACCUCAGCUGCAACGGGGGAGGCGGGCCCGGGGCCCGGCCGGGCGAAGCGCGGCCGAACGGGCUGGUGGGCAAAGCCCGGUCCCUGGGCCCCGCCGAGUUCCGGGGUGAUGCCCCAUGCGACCGGCGUGGGGUACGCGUGGGGGCCUCCCCGCCGCCGGCCUCCGCCGCCGCUCCUCCGGGCCGGGCCGGGAAGACCACGUGGCGGAGCUCGGAUGAGCGGAGGCCGCAGUCCUGUCUGGUGGCCCGGCCCGGCCGAGAGGGCAGCCCGAGCCCCCAGGCCCGAGACAGCAGCCUGAAGCGCCGCCUCUUCUGCAGCCUGUUCCUCCCGCCCGGGGCCGACGGCAGGCCGGGCUCCAAGCUGCAGAGCCAGCCCAUCCCCUACCGGAGGCCCCCACAGGACUCCUCGCCCACCCCCGCGGCCAAAGCGCAGUCCCUGCCCUCGGCCGAGCCGGCCCCCGCGGACCCCAACGGCAGCGGCAGCAGCCUCCAGCGGCCCCCGGGCCGCCCGUCCCCGGCGGGCUCCCCCCGCACCCGGCCGGCCCCGGCCCACGCCAGCAGCCCGCACCCGGCCCAGGAGCCCGGGCCGGUCCCGGGCCAGCUGGGGGGCGAGGAGCCGGGCGGGGGCGUGGUGACGCACGAGCAGUUCAAGGCGGCCUUGCGGAUGGUGGUGGACCCCGGGGACCCCCGACUACUGCUGGACAGCUACGUCAAGAUCGGCGAGGGCUCCACGGGCGUCGUCUGCCUGGCCCGCGAGAGGCAGUCGGGUCGCCACGUGGCCGUCAAGAUGAUGGACCUGCGAAGGCAGCAGCGCCGAGAGCUGCUCUUCAACGAGGUGGUGAUCAUGCGCGACUACCAGCACCUCAACGUGGUGGAGAUGUACAAGAGCUUCCUGGUGGGCGAAGAGCUGUGGGUGCUCAUGGAAUUCCUCCAGGGCGGUGCCCUCACCGACAUCGUGUCCCAGAUCCGGCUGAACGAGGAGCAGAUCGCCACAGUGUGUGAGUCCGUGCUGCAGGCCCUCGCCUACCUGCACUCCCAGGGCGUCAUUCACCGGGACAUCAAGAGCGACUCCAUCCUCCUGACCCUUGAUGGGAGGGUAAAACUCUCCGACUUUGGGUUCUGUGCUCAGAUCAGCAAAGAUGUCCCCAAACGAAAGUCCCUAGUGGGGACCCCGUACUGGAUGGCCCCUGAAGUGAUCUCCAGGACGCCUUACACCACUGAGGUGGAUAUCUGGUCUUUGGGCAUCAUGGUGAUUGAGAUGGUGGACGGGGAACCCCCAUACUUCAGUGACUCCCCAGUUCAGGCUAUGAAGAGGCUCCGUGACAGCCCCCCACCCAAGAUGAGGAACGCCCACAAGGCCUCCCCCGUGCUGCGGGACUUUUUGGAGAGGAUGCUUAUGCGAGACCCCCAGCAGCGGGCAACAGCGCAGGAGCUGCUGGACCACCCAUUCCUGCUGCAGACGGGGCUGCCCGAGUGCCUGGUGCCUCUGAUCCAGCUCUACCGCAAACGCACCUCUACCUGCUGAGCCACCCCGGGACUCCCAGCUGGGGCGGCCCGGGGCCUGCAUCCCCUCCGCCUUCAUCCCAAAGGCUCGGGGGGAGCCCUCCCGCCCACUGGGGCGUGGGGGCAGGGGGGCAAGCAGGAGAGCCCUCUAGGCACCACUCUGCCCGUGCCCAGCUUGGGUGCCGAGCCAGCCCGCCCUCUCGCAGGCCCGUGCCCCAUCCGUUUCCUUUGAGAAACCUGGCUGGCCUCAGACCGACCUCUGACCUCGGGCCUCAGCAAUGCCAUUCUAACCCAGGCUCCCCCUUGGCCACCCUGCCUGAGGAGGGACUGGGAGGGGGGGUGUCCUAUCUGAACCCACGUCCUGGCCUGCCUCUCGGAUCCUCUUAACGUUCCCCUAUCAUGGACUCAGGUGGGCCUAGGGGCCUUCUCAGUGGGAGCAGGGCUUCCCCUCACCCCCGCCAGGCCGACUCCUCUGAAAGCGGUGUGGGCCCUGCCCUCCCCGGAACCUCAUUCAGGAAAGGAGGGCCCUUUUCCCCUCCCACCUCCCCUGCCACCCGCCGAGGUCAAAUCUUGGGAUGUGGCGACUUGGCCCUGGCCUUCCCCUCCCCGGCUCGGGUCCUCAGCCCAGGGGGUCGAGGUUGACUGGUGCCUUGCAGGGGUCACCUUGUGAAGUGGCUCGUGGGUUUCUGUACCCUGGACUUGGGCAGGGGAAGGAACGGGGGCCUGGAACUUAGUUUCAGCUGUGAAUUGUGAUGGCAGGGGCACCCGGCCUGGCGGGUUGGCCUCCCCGUCCCCCCACUCUGGGCUCCGGGUUCCUUCUUGGGCAAGUCUCGGGGGGGUGGGGAGACGCUGCCGAGAGCCCAGUUGCCUUCAGCUUCUUCCUCAGAAGCCGCAGCUGCCCGUGCUGGGGCCGCUGCUGCCCUCCAGGAGCCCGAAGGGGGUCUGGGCCUGGUCGUUCCCACGUCGGUAGCGGGCAGGGUGGCCUCUCUCCGACAGGCCAGAACGGGCAGCGGAGUCUGGCCGUGGACAGAUAUCUUUGUGAAUCGUUUGCACUUGUUCAUGUUUGAAUUAAAAUGGGUGUUCUCA
Molecule: messenger RNA, 3097 nt
Organism: Tachyglossus aculeatus (Australian echidna)
Lineage: Eukaryota; Metazoa; Chordata; Mammalia; Monotremata; Tachyglossidae
Gene: PAK6
Product: p21 (RAC1) activated kinase 6
Exons: 9
Coding region: 93-2033 (646 amino acids)
Biological process (GO): intracellular signal transduction; regulation of MAPK cascade; protein phosphorylation
Cellular component (GO): cytoplasm
Molecular function (GO): ATP binding; protein serine/threonine kinase activity
Source: RefSeq, a predicted model, not a curated record